UACUACAGUGAAGCUGAAGCAAAAGCAUCCUACAUCUUUGAAAAUUAAGGAGACAGAUUUUUUUUUUUUUUCCAAAGGCAAAUUAAAGAGACAGAUUGCCCAUACAAAGAAAAGAGAGACAACAAAGAAAAAGGGACCUUCCUUUUGGUUUCGUCUUUGUACGCACCGUACAUUUUCUUUAACUUUUUCUUUUUCUUUUUUCUAUCUCCAGUUUCUUUCUUUUGAUGCCCUUUUCUUUUCAGAUCUUCCUCAGCUUUUUAUCAGUUUAUAGUUUUCCUUUUCACGGGAUGCAUCUUUUGAGACUAGCAAUUAAUAAUUUCAAUUUUGGGAAUUGAAGUCUAUUGCUUGGAGUUUAGAAGCCAGUGGAAAAGGAAUCUAACACAAUCGACUGUUAACCAAACAAAGGGAUCAGCUGGGGUUUGAUCUUCGUGAAUCUUUAGCUAUGGGGGAAUAUGGUUCUGUGCUUCCAGAAUUCGAAAGAGAAGAAGACUUAAUUGCAGCGGCGAAACACAUUGCGAGGGCGUUGGGGUCAAAAAAGAACCUUACUGAUGAUGCUAAGAAAAUCUUGGCUGACCUGGGUUCCCAAUUGUCUAACAUAACCAUAAUCAAUGAAGACAAAGUUGAGAGGGUAAGUGAGAUUGAGGAACGUUUAAAUGUUGUUCAGGAGAAGAUUAUGAGUUGGGAGAGUGAUCAAUCUGUGAUAUGGGAUUCAGGUCCUAAUGAAGCUGCCGAGUAUCUAAAUGCUGCCGAUGAGGCAAGAAAGUUGACUGAAAAGUUGGAGGCUUUGUCUUUGAAUAAAGAUGAUGGGGAAAAGGAGUUGUUGCGAAGGGCACACGAUACCCUUCAAAUAGCAAUGGCAAGGCUUGAGGAAGAGUUCAAGCACAUGCUUGUUCAAAACAGGCAACCUUUUGAGCCAGAACACGUCUCUUUUCGCUCAAGUGAAGAGGAUACUGCUGAUUUUAGCUCUGUAAUCUCACUCGGGGAUGACUCGGUUGAGGAAUCAAUGCACAGAGAUAGUAUUAGCAGAAAUUCAGAGGAUUACAUCAUUGAUUUGGUUCAUCCAGAAGUAAUUUCUGAACUCAGAUGUAUUGCAAAUUUGAUGUUCAUUUCCAGUUAUGAUCAUGAAUGUUCCCAGGCAUAUAUUAAUGUCAGAAGGGAUGCCUUGGAUGAGUGUCUAUUUAUCCUUGAAAUGGAGAAAUUCAGCAUUGAGGAUGUGUUGAAAUUGGAGUGGGGCAGCUUAAAUUCCAAGAUCAAGAGAUGGGUUCGAGCAAUGAAGAUCUUUGUGCGGGUAUAUCUUGCGAGUGAAAAAUGGCUGGCUGAACAAAUCCUUGGAGAAAUUGGAACAGUUAAUCUGGUUUGCUUUACUGAGGCUUCAAAGGCUUCGAUUUUGCAGCUACUGAAUUUUGGUGAAGCUGUAUCUAUAGGCCCCCACAAACCAGAGAAGUUGUUUCCUAUUCUAGAUAUGUAUGAAGUUCUUGCAGAUCUUCUUCCAGAUAUAGACUCAUUAUACUCGAAUGAGGCUGGCUUUUGUGUUAGAACUGAUUGUCGUGAGGUUCUAAGGCAAUUGGGAGACUCUGUGAAGGCAGCAUUUCAUGAAUUUGAGAAUGCUAUUGCAACAAAUGUGUCACCAAACCCUUUUGCAGGAGGGGGAAUUCACCAUCUCACUAGGUAUGUCAUGAAUUAUCUCAACACACUAACUGACUACCGUGAGACCCUCCAUUUUCUCCUCAAGGAUCGUGAUGGAGAGCAUCGCAUUUCAUUGUCCCCUGACAAUAGUCCACCAGGUGAAGAAGAGAACGCGAGUAGAAAUACAUAUAAUGCGUCCUCAAUGUCUCUUCACUUCCGAUCAGUUGCUUCAAUUCUAGAAUGCAACCUGGAAGAUAAGGCCAAGUUGUAUAGGGAUCCUUCCUUGCAGCAGGUAUUCAUGAUGAACAACAUACAUUACAUGGCUCAAAAGGUUAAGAAUUCAGAGCUUAGGCAUAUAUUUGGAGAUGACUGGACACGGAAGCACAACUGGAAAUUCCAACAGCAUGCGAUGAACUAUGAAAGAUCCACUUGGAGUUCAGUCCUCUCUUUGUUAAGGGACGAAGGAAAUAGCAAUUCAGAUUCUGUCUCAAAAACCCAUCUCAAGGAGAGGUUUCGGAAUUUCUAUCUUGCUUUUGAGGAGGUUUACAGGACACAGACAGCAUGGCUUAUCCCUGACGCUCAGCUUCGAGAAGAUUUGCAAAUUUCAACAUCUCUCAAAGUGAUACAGGCCUAUAGAACAUUUGUUGGAAGAAACAGCAAUCACAUCAGUGACAAGCACAUUAAGUACAGUGCCGAUGAUUUACAGAACUUUUUGCUGGACCUCUUCCAAGGAUCUCAAAGAUCACUACACAAUCCACACAGGAGAUGAUAUAAGAAGAGAGUAGGUUUAUUGUUGUAUUUAAUUUUCAACAGAUGCCAGGCUUUUUAAGUUGUAUGCCUUACUCUGCUACUGUAAUCAUUAUUUGUCCCCCUAAUGCUCAUGUAACUGAUAUUCAAUUAAUAACUGGUGUUUCUUGUUCUAAAUCCCAUACAGUCCCUGUUUCUUGAA
Molecule: messenger RNA, 2575 nt
Organism: Ricinus communis (castor bean)
Lineage: Eukaryota; Viridiplantae; Streptophyta; Magnoliopsida; Malpighiales; Euphorbiaceae
Product: exocyst complex component EXO70E2
Exons: 2
Coding region: 443-2395 (650 amino acids)
Biological process (GO): exocytosis
Cellular component (GO): exocyst
Molecular function (GO): phosphatidylinositol-4,5-bisphosphate binding
Source: RefSeq, a predicted model, not a curated record